AUGUCGCACACACUGGCACCGGGAGAUGCAGAGAGUUUGCGCAAAAGAUCCAUGCUGGAGUCAGCAGAGAACUCCUUUGAUCCUGAACAGCAUUUCCGGUUUCCAAGGCUCCAGAGCCAGGCUGACCGGCUGUGCGCGGGGCCCCAGCAUCCAGAGCUGGGCGCGGUGACCACACCCUCUCCGGACGCUUCAGCGCACCAUUUCUGUCACUACACGCCCAAAUGUUUCCUCGCUGUCCACAGAGGGGGUUGUGGUACUUCAUCCCGAUCCACUCCACCGAGGUGUGGAGAAGAAGGAUGGCACGAGGGCACCUCAAAGACCACAAUCAGAGUUGAGAAUGAGGUGGAGGCACACAGGGAGGCCAACAACUACAAGUUUGGCUUCCGAAAGUGGAAGGGCAACGUAACCGAGAGGCCAAUUGAAGACAGAUCAGAGAUCAUCAAAGAACUGUACACUGACCUCAGUGUUGUCAGGCUUCCAGAAGGUUCGGUGGUCACCGUUGGCAACAUUGUUUAUGUAUUACUAUUUGGAUUGUGGAUCUCCUUGAUCUACAUACUUAUUUGUCCUUUAAUGUUUCUUACAAUCAUUGGGGCUCCUUAUGGAAAGAUCUGUUUAAAGUUGGCUUGGUACUUUAUCUGGCCGUUUGGGAAGUCCAUAGGAAAGGCUCCUGAUGUCAUCAGUAGAUCCACCGUGAAGCCGACAAACUGCGACGUCAUUUCUCAAGAGAGGGACGAGGAUCUUGUGGGGGAUCAGGACUGUGCACCCCUCCUGGUGUCUUCCCCUCUCCCCAUCGAGAUACCCGUCCCAACUCUGCCACCCCGUAAACGCUCAAAUCACUGGUGUCGCGUUGGUACCUACGUUUGGCUGCUGGUGGGCUUUCCCAUCCUGGCUGUGGUCCACUCCGUAGCCUGUGUGCUCUCCUGGCUGCCCGUCUUCACCAUACCGGUGGCAAAGAUGAACAGCCGCAUCCUGACCACCGUCCUCCUCAUGGCACCCGAGGACAUUCAGAUCCGCAAACUGGAAAAGACUCAAGUGUGCGAGUCCAGAGUCAUCUUAUGCUGUUACCAGGCUUUCAAUGUGCAUUACUACAAAUUCACUGUCCAAGGAAUCAACAUUUUUGCUCUCAACUUGCUACCUUUGGUAUUCAUGACGUUGAUUAUAGGCUAUACUGAUCGUGAGCACAAUUACUUCAGUGCAGAGACCAUGUUUGCCAUUGCCCUCACAUCCAUAAUUCCCUUGUCGUACUACAUUGGCAUGGGAAUAGCCAGUAUUUCAGCACAGAGUAAUUUUGCGGUGGGCGCCGUGGUGAAUGCGACCUUUGGCUCCAUCACUGAGAUGACGUUCUACAUCACGGCGCUGCUGCGGGGCCAUCGCGCCGCCACCAAGUGCUAUGAGGAGAUAGUCAAAGCUGCUCUCACUGGGACCCUGCUCGGGUGUAUACUGUUCAUACCUGGCAUUUGUAUGACGAUUGGAGGUAUUAAACACAGAGAGCAGCACUUUAACAGUCGCUCCGCUGGGGUGAGCUCAUCUUUGCUUUUCAUCUCCAUCGGAGGUGUGUUUGCACCCACCCUCUUCUCAAAGACCUUUGGUUAUCUGGUUUGUGAAAGCUGCUCUAAUGUUCCAGGCAAUGCUAGCGUACCCUUCAUCUGCAAAGACUGUCACUAUGACACGACUCAAGCUGACCCGCAUCUGAUUCUGUCCCAUAUUGAGCCUCUAGUGUACACCAUUUCUGUCUUGCUUCCUGCCUCAUACCUUAUCGGCCUCAUCUUCACCCUGAAGACCCACUCCCACAUUUAUGAUAUCCAUAUCAGUGACGGGGGCCAUGCACACAGGCAGUACGCACAGGAGGGUACCAGCGCCUGCAGCCCUACUGGUGAGGUCACCACUGACCGUCUACCUCACACCAACGUGUGUAUUAAUGCCAGCAUUAUUGCCCCAAGCCACGUGGCAGCAGGUCAUCAUGUUGUGCACUGGUCCCGCUGGAGGGCUCUGGCCGUGCUGAUCGUCGCCACUGGGCUGAUGGCUUGCUGUGCUGACCUUUGCACCGAGAACAUUGAACCCAUACUGACCCAUUCCUCCAUUUCUCAGUACUUCAUAGGUGUCACAGUGUUAGCCAUGGUGCCAGAGCUUCCUGAGAUUGUUAACGGGAUCCAGUUUGCACUGCAGAAUAAUAUCAGCCUGAGUCUCGAAGUCGGCAGCUGCAUUGCUGUGCAGGUCUGCAUGAUUCAAAUUCCACUACUCAUCCUCUUCAACGCAUUCUAUGACGUCGGUUUCGUGCUGGUGUUCAGCGAUAUUCAUCUUUGGGCCAGCAUCUUUAGUGUCAUUCUGGUCAACUACAUUUUCAUGGAUGGGAAAUGUGACUACUUUCAGGGUACAGCUCUAGUGGUGGUUUAUCUCAUCCUUCUGGCUCUCUACUUCUUUGCUCCAUCCCCACGCUCAUGUUAA
Molecule: messenger RNA, 2445 nt
Organism: Menidia menidia (Atlantic silverside)
Lineage: Eukaryota; Metazoa; Chordata; Actinopteri; Atheriniformes; Atherinopsidae
Source: the annotation of a GenBank genome assembly